CACUGUUUAAGUGUGGACAUAUUUCUUUGUGUUAGAUAAAUAUAUAUAUAUAUAAACGAGACCAUGUCUCCUCCGUAUGACUGGCAGGCGACCAAAUGCCUAUCGGAGUGCAACAAGCACAUGUUAGCCAAUCAAAUUGCCUGUGAUGUUGGAUUUCUAGUUGGGGACGAACAAGAACUUGUUAUGGCACAUAAGUAUGUGAUGAUAAGCCGAAGUUGCGUAUUUUAUGCCAUGCUUCACGGACUAAUGGCUGAAAAUGCAGAUGAAUACAUAUCUAUUCCAGACAUAGACAAGGAGACAUUUAAACAAAUGUUAGAGUUUAUUUAUAGCGAUGAUGUAAAGAUCGACACAAAGACAGCGGCUUCACUGUUAUAUGCAGCAAGGAAGUACGGCUUGAAUGGGUUAGAGGAUAAGUGUACAAGAGCACUUGAGCAUGGUAUCCUUGGUGACAAUGUUUGUUUUAUUUUAGACCAAGCUUACAAAUUUGACAAUGACGAACUAAAAAAGAAAUGCCUGGAUUUCAUUUUUCACCAACCAAAGAUAGUCCUGAAAUCAUCAAGCUUCUGUGAUCUUGCACAUCAAUGCGUGUAUGAAAUCAUUAGUUCGAACGAACUGGAUGCUGAGGAAGAUGCAAUAUUCGAAGCGGUAAUGCGGUGGUCUGAAAUCGAAUGCUUACGUCAGGAAAUGUUGAAUUCAUCUAAGAACCAAAGAAAAGUUCUUGGAAGAAUACUGUAUCAAGUUCGGUUCCCACUUAUGAACGAAGCGUUUUUCAAUAAAACAGUUAUACAUUCAGACUUAUUAACAAGAGAUGAAAUAAUACAUCUUCGAAAUUUCUUUACAGGAAAGGAAAUACAUUCAAAACAUUUCAUGACCACAAAACGAGUAACAGGCGAAAACUUAGUUCUUCACUGGCGUUUUGGACCAGUCAGUUGCAUACACAACGAAGAAACUGCAAUAUCGUUUUCAUCGUCCAUUGAAAUAUUAGUUGAAGGUGUUCGCGUAGACUGCAGUAUAUUUGAAGAUGAAUUUUACGACGCAGAUCUCGCAUUAUUUGAUGUAAACAAUAAAGAAAUGGCAAGAACUAAAAGAAGAAUUGAUGUCCGCAACAAAUCGUCAUUAAUUAACGUUACGUUUCACGCUGCUCCUAAAAUUGACAAGGGUUACAAGCAUACUAUCAUUUUGAAAGUUCAGGGGUCACAUGGUUACUAUGGAGCAAGCGGAAGAUCAAAUUUGCAAUUACAUGGUUCCGUUCCUACGUGUGUUAAUCCUGAAGGUGACUUUACAAAGGUAAUUAUGCGUAAAGAUCAAGUGCCAGCAAUUCUCGUGAAACCUGUCAUACGCAGCUGAAGUGGUAUGGCUUUCAUUGAGACAGCGAGGCAAUAAUCUCACAAAUUUUAUGACCAAUUAUAAAUCUGAGAGGGAUAAAGAGUGUUAAAUUGUAAAACGUUCCAUUGUACGCAAUAUGGAGAUGCUAAUGGGGGUCAACUGUGCACCCCUAUUCCCUGAAGAGGAACAGAAAGAAGAUGCCAACGGCACAACAAGAGCGAGAGAUUGAUAGAGAGAAACAACAAAGCAUUUAAUAUUUAAAAAGGAAAUCAUUAUUUCAACUACAAAUAUUGAAAU
Mytilus trossulus (common blue mussel) is the source of this 1623-nucleotide messenger RNA. RefSeq names its product BTB/POZ domain-containing protein 6-like. Gene Ontology annotation, molecular function: protein binding. NCBI's taxonomy places the organism in Eukaryota, Metazoa, Mollusca, Bivalvia, Mytilida, Mytilidae. The record is from RefSeq and is a predicted model, not a curated record. Gene Ontology annotation, cellular component: cytosol. The coding region runs from base 64 to 1347 and encodes 427 amino acids. The transcript is spliced from 3 exons. Gene Ontology annotation, biological process: neurogenesis.